Metopolophium dirhodum (rose-grain aphid) is the source of this 8057-nucleotide messenger RNA. RefSeq names its product prolyl endopeptidase FAP-like. The record is from RefSeq and is a predicted model, not a curated record. Gene Ontology annotation, biological process: proteolysis. The coding region runs from base 1421 to 4012 and encodes 863 amino acids. Lineage: Eukaryota; Metazoa; Arthropoda; Insecta; Hemiptera; Aphididae. Gene Ontology annotation, molecular function: dipeptidyl-peptidase activity; serine-type peptidase activity. The transcript is spliced from 19 exons.
UUAUUGAUAAAAAUCGCGAAAUUGUACAAACGCAUUUGAAUAUUUAUACAGAUUCUCACACCAAGUUUAUGGUUUAUAAAUAAUGUAAUUAUUUUUAUUUAUAUCAUCAUUAUUAUUAUUAUGUUCCUAGUGCCCAACUAAAAUAUACCUAAAUUUAAAACCCAUUUUAAAAAAAAAUUGUAUCUUUUUUUUAUCUAGAUAAAAAAGUAUUUAUCUUUAUCUUUAUCUAGAUAAAUAUGAGUUAAGUUAUCUUUUAUCUCUAUCUAGAUACAUUAGAGUUGCAUUAUCUUUAUCUUUAUCUAGAUAAAAACUACUUAUCUAAUCCGAACACUGCCCAUGAGGCGUAUAGGUUCUGUGCAACGCAGUCGACAUUUCUGAAUAAUCUCUGCUGCCGCUAUAAUGCGAGGACAGUCAUUUCGCGGGUUCGUAUUAUUAUUAUGUUGGGUGUAUCCGUUGCGAUUAAUUACGGUGCGGAGAGAUGGAUAGCCCAAUCAGCGAUGUCGUUGUAUAUUAUUAUAGCCGACCCGCCGAUCGUCGUAGGGCGAUGUAAUUAUACAGCGUGCCGAGGGCCGAUGAUCGAGACGUGUUUUGGGUGUCGGCGGCUCACACAUCAUGCGGAUAUCGUGGGCACGAGUGGGUAUGUCGAAUAAUAUUCUCCUCUAUAAUAUUAUGGUAUCGAACACAAAAGAGAAAUGUGCGAAGUGCGUGAGUGUGUGUGUGUGUGUGUGUGUGUGUGUGUGUGUGUGUGUGCGCGCGCGCGCGUGUUGGCGUGGGAGCGUACCGUAGUGAAAUGGGUAAAAAAAAAAAAAAAAACGGGAAGAAGAGAAAAGGUGUAUUUUACCGGGAGCCGGAAAAAUCCGGGGUGUGUGUUCGGCCUGUUCGGCCAGCGUCGGCCGCGGUCGGCUGGUUUCGCGUUUCCCGCGGUAACGUCGCGCCGGGCGUCUUCCGUCCGGCUCGGCGGCGGCGGCGGCGGCCGGCGACGGAUGACUCGCGUAUCGGGCAGUACAGAAGCGUGUCGUCGCCGCCGGCCCAACAGCCACGCGCUUGUCUUCGUAGUUUCAGUCGUAAUAAUAUUAUUAUAGUAUUAUAGAUAGACGAAAAUAUUAUUAUUUUUUUUUUUUUUUUUUUAUUAUUAUUAUAAAAAACGAUACGCGAGUGACCGACAUUUUCCGACGUGACAUUUACCCGAAAAUGUUUGCUAACAGUAUGAUAUUAUUAUAAAAUAUAAUACGACCACCAUACCUUACUCAUUGACGGCUGUCGAAAAGGCAAUGGACAUCGUUGGAUCUGCAAUCGUACACCACCACAACCACCGACAGCUGCAACACCGCCACCACAGCCGCCGCCGAAACUCUUCCGCCUUGGUGCUGUUCUAAUAUGGACGACCGGUUCCUGCAAGACAUAUCAGAAAUAUAACGUCAUGUCGACGGAGUCGCACAAAUUUACAUCUCUAAGACAAGCUAGGAAAUCAGUCUCUAUUGCAGAAAAAGAGGAAUUGGUCGUAAUCACGCCAAAUGAGAGAAACUGGCGCGGUAUUCUUAUCGCACUUCUGGUCAUUGUAGCCGUUUUGGGCUUGAUAGUAUUCUUUAUCGUCCUGCUGUCACCACCAUACAAAGGUCCUAGGAAUCUUGGAAGUAAAUUCACAGUCGAUCAAAUUGCCGGGGACACAUUUAAAGCGCCUUCGUUUAAUGGCUCAUGGAUAUCAAGCGUGGAGUUGGUGGUUCGAGACGCACAAGGUGGCGUCAGCGUAUACAAUGUCGAAACAAAUAAACACAGGGUACUACUCACGAGUUCGUCUUUUAAACGAGUGAAUGCUAAUGAAUUUCAAACGUCUAGCGAUCAAAACUACGUGCUCCUGGCAUCGGACGAGAAAAAAAUUUACACGAACACGCGGGAGGCCAAGUAUCACGUUUUCGAAGUGUCGACCCAGAACGGCGUACCGCUCAUGACCGCCUCGAAAACGGUGGACGAUGGCGAGCAGAUUUACAUACAGAAAGCGCAAUGGUCGCCGACGGGCAGUGGGCUGGUGUUCGUGCACAAGAACGAUUUGUACUACAAGAUCCACGGUAACCGGCACAGCAGAGUGGUCAGGAUCACGGACACGGGUACGCCGACCGUGUUCAACGGCAUACCGGAUUGGCUGUACCAGGAAGAAAUUUUCAAAUCCGAUAGAGCGUUUUGGUUUUCGCCAUCUGGUCGGUAUUUAGCGUACGUCACGUUUGACGAUUCAUUGGUCGGCGAAUACAAGUAUCCGGUAUACAACACUAGAUUCCAGUAUCCGUAUUAUCAGUCGUUACGAUAUCCAAAGGCGGGAACGCCAAAUCCAACAGUGACUGUGUGGUUGAGGGAUUUGAAAAACGAUAGUUUAUCAAACGGCACACUAUUGCAAAAACCACAAGCCUUACAUAUGGAAAGUGAACCCUAUUUGAUGCAUGUUAAGUGGGCAAACGAAAGACGUAUUGGAGUAGUUUGGAUGAAUAGAAAACAGACGACAAUGGUCAUAUCUGUAUGUUCUGAGCCAAACUGGCAGUGUCAAGACUCUUACGUGGAGAAAAUCGCUGAUGGAAAGGGGUGGCUGGAAAACACCCAAGUCGAGUUCAACGAGGAUGGCACUAGCUACUUGGCGAUAUUACCGGUGCUUGAUGGUCCACGUGGCACGUACCCACACAUCUGCCUGGUGGACAUAUCCACAAAAAUCGUACUCCCGCUGACGAGUGGAAGCUUUUGCGUCGUCCGAAUCGUUCAGUGGGACCAGACGAACCAGCUAAUAUACUUUGAAGCGAUACCGGAGGGGAAACCGUCGCAAAGGCAUUUAUACAAAGUACCCGAUAACGUAAACAGCACGGCGGGCUGGGAAUGUAUGACGUGCCCUCCGAGCGGACCGCAAAAGAAUACUUCCAAAAUGGACACAUCCAUGAGUUCGGAUAUCAGCGACUCGUUCCGGUUAAGUCUUAAGGGAUUGGAGACGUCAAAACUUCCUCAAGACUCGUGGCCAGUGAGGACAAACUCAUGCCUAUAUGUCCGAUCUCAUUUUUGUCGGUACCCUAAUUCCAAAUACUACGUUUUAGAAUGUUUAGGUCCCCUAGUUCCAAAAGUGAUAUUGAUGAACCUGCAGAUAAAUCAAAAAGUAAUGAUAUUGAACAAUUAUACUGCACUGGCAACUAAAUAUUCUGCAAUGGCUAAACCUAACAUACAAAUAAUGCAGGUGGAGGUGGAGAGCGGAUUUAUAGCUCAAACCAAGUUGAUGCUGCCCCCUGCGUUUAAAGAAUACGAUGAAACCGCGUUUCCGUUUAUUUUAUACAUAAAAGGCAAGCCCGGCACUCAGUCGGUGACCGAAGAGUGGUCUGUGGAUUGGGCCACGUACUUAUGCAGCAACAAAAACAUUAUCAUCGCCAUAAUCGACGGCCGUGGAACACUGGGCCAGGGCGACAGGUCAAGAACAUCAAUUUACUAUAAAAUGGGAAUCACGGACAUCCAGGACCAGCUUUCGGUUUUGUUGUAUCUCAAGGAUACGAUGAAGUUCAUAGACAAAGAUCGUAUUGGCAUUUGGGGAAAAGGAUACGGCGGAUACGCCACUGGAAUGAUAUUGGCCAAGCAACCGGAAGUAUUUCGAUGCGGAAUUGCCACGUCGCCGAUUACGAAUUGGGCGCAUUUCGAUUCGGCUUGGACUGAAAAGUUGAUGGGCACCCCAAAUGUGACAGACAAUUACCGUGGAUACGAAGACUCGGAUUUAAGCAAAAAAGCAAUUACAUUGGAUAAAAAACUGUUAAUGUUAAUCCAUGGCAGUGCAGAUGAAACGGUCCAUUAUCAGCAUAGCAUGAUGCUGAUUAGAGCAUUAACAGAGAAGGGGAUUUUAUUCAGACACCAAACGUAUCCGGACGAAGGCCACACCUUCGAUGGAUCAACUAAACAUUUAUUGCAUGCUAUGGAACAUUUUUGGGACGAGUGUUUCGGUCCAUUGGAUUUUGACGACUGGGACGAAAGCUUAAAUUUUUUUGCAUUCACGCAGUAAUACAUAAUACAAACCAUAUUGACCCAGUGAUGUAUUUAUGGCUGGGGGAAUAGGGGUAUAAUAUACUUCCAGGGAGUAACUUAUAUUCCCAUAAAAUUUUUUGAACCAACAUGAAAAAAAAAACGUUUACAUUGUUGAAAACAGUUUUUUUUUUCAAGAAUAAUUGCUACUCACUAAUAUGUUGAUAAAGUAUGUUACUUAUCAAAAUAAUAAGUUGUGAUAACCAUACAUCAAAUAGUUGCAGAAUCUGUUUUUUUUGACACUAUUCUCAAUCUCUUAUCGGCACCUACAAUCUACAUACGGGUGAAUUUGCUUGGGCGUUGUGUAAUCAGCUGUGUAUUUAUAAUCGUGGCAAUCAUUAAUUUAUGUUUUAGCAUUUUAUCGUAGGAGCUUUUAAAAUAAUUCCUCAUAAUAAUUAUAAUUAUUAUAAUUACAAUUAUCCUUAUAAUUACCCCCCCCCCCCCUGGAAAAACAAAAUGCGUAUACACGUCACUGGAUCGGCCGAUACGUGUCCGUUAACGGCUUCAGAAAUGAAUUCCGAUCAUACUAAAAUAUUCACAGGGUUAUCCAUUUCAUAACGAAAUAGAACUAAUAUUGUAUUCCAAAAAUAGACAGGCAAAUAUCGUGAUCACGAAAUUCGACAAUCUGCGAAAUUUUCGAACGAGCGGAGUCUUAAAACAAUAAUAACCCUGGUGUACGACUUUAUUUUUUUACCACAUAAUCAUUGAGAGCUUAAGGAAUCAAUCUGAUGUAUUCAUAAACCAUAGUUUACUGAUCACAGUUGUUCAUCUUCGUAAAAUCAUUUGUACACUCAAAUUGUUUAGUAACACGGUGGUCACAUUUCGCACAUAAUGUAUUGUACAGGUUUCAUUCAAAUGUACAUUUUGCUUUUCCAAUCAGAACUAACUACGGUAGAACGUUUUUGUAACGACUACAUUUAUAAUUUUAUCGCUAGUGUGAAUCGGACAUAUUAAAUUUACUGGUUAUCAAAUAAUUUCGUGAAAAAUAACAUGAAAAACAGUAAAAUUUGUUGUAUUGAAAUAUAGUCGAUUUUCUAUUGAUUGUUACGUAGGAUAUCGAAUACAUUAUUUGGCUCAAGUAAUACUGUGAUAAACGACUAUACAAAAAAAAAAAAUUGUUGCAAUGCGUCAUAACAGUAAAACAUUAAUAAAUACAACUUUUGUUAUUUCAUAAAUAUUAACACUAUAUAUGUUAUUAUUUUAUACAACGUGUAUGAAAUUAAUGAUAGCUAAAAAAAUAUAUAAAUAAUUAACUGCCUAAAUAUCUGUGUACAUUCAUUUUGAGAAAAGCUAACAGAUUGUUAGUAAAAAAUACUUUUUAACGAUCAGUUCAUUCAAAAAAAUAUUAUUAAAUACUUAACAAUAAUCACUUCAACCGUAUUAUGUUCCUUGAAAAUAUGAAAUCAUUUGAAAAAAAAAACUAUUAUUGAUAAACAAUGUCUAAAUGUAAUUUUAUUUUAUGUUAUUGGAUGUUAAGAAGUAAAGACAUUUUAAUUUCUGUGGAAUAAAUGUAUGCCUAUUAAACAUUUAAGUAAUUAUUUAAAAGUGUCUUGUAAUAUUCAAAACUGGAUAAUACAUUUCAGUGAGUUCAAGUGAUCGGAACAUUCAUUGAUAAUUGUUUAGUAUAAUGUAUCUAUCCUAGUGCUCUAUACGAGUUGAUCUGUUGUUAUUUGGUAUACAGAAAAAAAAUCAUUGUUGUUAUAUUAUAUUAUUUAUACAUUCCUUUAGUAACUAAAGUUUAGCAGGUACUUAUACAGUUUUGUGAAUUGUGUGUAUUAAAAAAUCAUGUUUGAUAAUGUUGCAGAUAAUUUUGAAAAUAAUGAAAAUACCGUAUAGAAUUAUUAAUUUAGUACUAAGUAAACUAAGUAUUGCGAGCGUGUUAAUUUUAUUUUGGAAAAAAUCCAAACUAAAUAUACAAUUCUAACCAAUAAUAAAAAUGUAUUUUUUAUAUGAAUACAUAUAACAUUAACUAUAUUACAAUAAUUUCACUCAACAUUCAACGUUAAACUAUUGUUUUGCGAAAAAAAAAAUAGUCCAUAUAAAAUAUUAUAUUGUGAGAAAAAAAAUGAGGAAUAAUCGAUUAUGAAAAUUAUUAUGUAUCCCAGUUUUUGGAUCUUUUUUGUGUAAAAUUUUAUUUUUAUAUAUCUCAAAUGUUUUAGAUAUAUUGUUGCUUGUGAUGAAUAUUGUUUUAUGUUAAUUUUGUAAUGAAUAUUUUUUUUCUAUCACCAUUUUACGUUAAGAGUUUUACCAAAGAGGUGACUGCAGACUGAUUAAUAUUUCCAUUAAGCCUUCAUUUUCGUAUUAAAUUUUCCAAUAGAACACUUUAUCUUUAUAACAAUAUUAAAUCAUAAUUCCAAUAAAAAGCCGCUGCCGUUUAAUUGAAUUGUACUUAAUUAUACGUCUAAAAAUAGUAUCACAUACAUUCCAAUCUUAAAAAAAUUAUAAAAAUCGUAUUUUACAGACGGUAUAGGUAUAGAUUUUAAAAAAGUUGAUACUUUCUUGUUUUAUUCACACAAAUUGUAUAUUUUAAUAUCGCAAUAUUAUUACCAUACUUUUCUUCGUUUCUCUGCUUAAUUUAUGUCCCCCCGAAAAAUACAUAGGUACACCGUGAAUACAAAUUCUAUAUUAUUAUAUAUAUAUAUGUGUGUGUGUGUAAUUUCAAUCCUACGUAGAGUAAAUCAGUAAUUUUCGAAACAUUAUAAUUUAUUGUACGGUAAAUUAUAUUCAAUUUUAGCUUUACAGUCACUAUGAUGAUAUUAUUAUUACGUCAUCGGUCCAAAUCUCCCAACAUUGAUGACGUUUCCGUUAAGAUUUGAUCUCUUGGUUUUGUUUAAUACGAAUAAUUUGGCUGUGUUUUGAUAUAUAUAUAUACGUUUCUUUUUCAUAUAGUUGUUGUGUUUAGCAUCGUUUUAAAAUUGCAUGCAAUGAGCCCGAGGUGCCAAAAUCCGUCCAGCGCGUAUAGCAUAAACAACGGUUUAUGUCUCGGCGACUAUUUAGAUUAGAUCGCACGAAUAGCUCUCUACAAGUGAUACAAUAAUAAUAUCAUAACAAUAUUAUUACUGUGGACUAAACAUAGCAAGCGAGAACCCCCUAAUAAUAAUAACGUCUUUACUCGUAUAAUGAAAAUAACACUAUACAUAUUAUAUUAUUAUUAUUCUUAGGUUAAAGUUCCUCGUAAUAUUUAUAAUAUAAUAUACCGUAGGCUGGCUUCGGUUUUCGUUUGAAAAUGUUGAAAACAUAUCAAAUAAAACAUUUUUUCGAUCGCAAUGUAACGAUAAUAAUAAAAAUAAAAAAUGAGUUUCCUAUAUUUUAUUCACCAACACUUGAUUCGGCGGCGAUACAAGUGUCGAACGCUUUUGUGUAGCAAGUACCUAGUUCAUAGUUGUUUUAAAAAGAUUUCGUUACAGCGUUUUCGUAUUGUUAUGUAUACAAUUUAUGAAUACAAAUAUUAUAUAUAUAUAUUUUUUUUUUAGUUGAACAAAAACGUGUACCUAUUAAAAAUAUCUAAUGUCAAUGUCUUAAAGAUAUCGCCCUGAGUUCACACACAGGCCUAUGUUUAUGUUAAAUAAUAUACAAACAACUAAUACAAUACGACGUGUAGAUGUAUUGUAUUGUUUUUUAUAGCUAUAUUAUAUUAUUACUCACAUAAAAAAUAUAAAAUUAAAAAUGUAAUAUUUGUAACUUAACCGUUUCAUAUUUAUGCUUUGAAUGUAUAAUGUACAUUAAUUACCGCAUUAAUAAUAUAAAUUUAUAUUAUAUGGUUAUAAUCUGUUAAAAUUAUUAAUACUUUAAUAUAUGGACUUAAAAAAAAAUGAUUUACAUACUGUGUGUUUCUAAUAAAUAAUACGUUUAAAACAAUUUUAACGUAUUGCUAAGUAUACGGUGUUAUGCGUGUGAUUUAUUGAUGUUAAUAUUUAAUAGUUGUGUACUUAUUGAAAAUAUUAUAAACCUAUUACCGUUUUAAUGUUUGCGCCGUUCUGAUGUAAUGUAUUAUUAUUAUAAUAUACUGAAAAAAAAAAACAAAA